Oryza brachyantha (malo sina) is the source of this 1108-nucleotide messenger RNA. Its product is annotated as photosystem I chlorophyll a/b-binding protein 5, chloroplastic. Gene Ontology annotation, cellular component: membrane. The record is from RefSeq and is a predicted model, not a curated record. Bases 104 to 892 code for a protein of 262 amino acids. The transcript has 6 exons. Gene Ontology annotation, biological process: response to light stimulus; photosynthesis, light harvesting in photosystem I. NCBI's taxonomy places the organism in Eukaryota, Viridiplantae, Streptophyta, Magnoliopsida, Poales, Poaceae.
CCUCGGCUUCUAUCCAACAUCCAUCCAAUCCCCCAAGAAACAGCACCCCAAGAAGGCUCCUCUGCAGCUUUGCACUUCCGCAAGCAAGGAAGCAGUGGCAGCCAUGGCGUCGUUGGCAGCUAACUGCCAUGGGCGUGUCCUGCACACCUGCACUCUCUCCCCAAAGCCGGUUACAGCUUUGCGCAGAAGCAUGGCUGCCAUGCCUGGAUGCCAUGUUGUUCAGUCACCGAGAGGAGCCCGGGUUGCCGUACGAGCCAACGCCGAGCGCGCAACCUGGCUGCCUGGGCUCGAUCCGCCCCCUCACCUCGACGGCACUUUACCUGGUGAUUUCGGGUUCGAUCCACUGGGUCUCGGGGAGGAGCCAGCAGACUUGAAGUGGUAUGUUCAGGCCGAGCUUGUGCACUGCCGGUUUGCGAUGGCAGGUGUUGCCGGCAUCCUUGUGACUGAUUUGAUUCGUGUGUCAGGAAUCAGCAACCUGCCGGUUUGGUUUGAAGCAGGUGCAACAGAAUUCGACUUCGCCAACACCAAGGCACUCUUCUUUGUCCAGCUUCUCUUGAUGGGAUUUGCUGAAACCAAGAGGUACAUGGACAUUAUUAAUCCAGGAUCACAGGCAAAGGAAGGAACAUUUCUUGGUAUCGAGGCUGCACUUGCAGGUUCACAACCAGGUUACCCUGGAGGUCCCCUGUUUAAUCCACUAGGGCUGAACAAAGAUAUAGAGAAUGCACAUGAAGUGAAACUGAAAGAAAUCAAGAAUGGGAGGUUGGCUAUGGUUGCUAUGCUCGGCUUUUUCGUGCAAGCAUCAGUGACUCAUGUUGGACCCAUCGACAAUCUUUUGACACAUAUUUCAGACCCCUUCAACAAAAAUAUCAUUCACACACUCUACUCUCCCUGAGAAUAUGCUGGACCACAGACUUUUUUUCUCUCUUUGUCUUAAACUAUUGAUCAACACAUUCACAAUGUCUGUGGACAGCAUAAAUAACUCAUUACACAGUUGCAAAGUCCAGGUGUAAUGAAAAUGGAGAUUCAUCGGGUGCAAAGCUAUACUAAUAGUGUAUGAAAGAGAAAUUUCCAGCCCUAGCCAUUGAUCCUAGGCUGUGGCAUACUUGCA